UUCUUCUUCUUCUUCUUCUUUUUUUGGUAACCUUGCUGGAAUGUUGACCAUUCUUCUUGUUGGCUAUCUAGUGCAGACCAUAGUUCUGAGAGCUCACCAGUGUGAUCUCCUCUUCCCGUACAAAAGACACACAUUCCACAGCAAAUCCUCCCCACUCUCCCACCUUUAUGCUCUUUUAGCCCCUUCUUCCAAGUAGUUCCCUGAGCUUGUGGGGAGAGGUUGCUAUAGAAGUCCGGUUAGGGCUGAACACCCAGUCCCUUGUUCUCAGCACUUUGAUGAGCUGUCUGCCCACUACAGACAGAGACUUCUUGGGCCAAGGCGGAUGGAGAGCAGCACUGAUCUGUGGCUAUGAACGUAAGUAUUCAGAAGGUAACUUGAUAGCAUAUCCAUUUAGCAAAGCAACAGCAGUGAGCCCCUUAGGGCUGUGACCCUGAGCACCAAUUGUCAGUGUUUAAUGAUCAAUGACAGCUUCAUCCACUCAAUGAUGACAUUAAACAACGUGUUCAUGAAGCCUUGAUACUACUAUAGCUUAAAUACUUUGUAACAAAGAAGUUUAUAUGUAUUUGUCUUUAUGCCCAGCUUUUUAGAACACUGUGUGGUUUACUGAAGUUAUUGGAUCUUUUAAGAUGCCCCAUCGUAUGGCCAGGGGUUAAAAUCUUGCAGGAGCGGUGCCCAGUAUUGUCAGGUACCACUUCAGAUUGCAGUCCAGCUGACCUCACUGUGGUAAUGUGACCAGGGUUGAAUUGCCUCUCUAAUGAGAAUCAUUCUCAAAGGUUGGCUUUCUGGUUUGUUUUAAAAGGCAAGAGAAUACCAGUUGGUCUGGAAACAAAAGCUUCCAUUGGUAAAGAUUCUAAAGAGCCAGAGACUAAGAGCCUGUUCUUCUGGUGACUCACUGAAUCCUGCCUUGCUGAUGGAGGCGCAGACAGAUCCAGGUCCAGCCUUUUUUAAGUCAGCCCUCCCAGAAGCCCCCAGCCUGAUGUCUAAUGGUAGCUGUGGCAUUUUGCCUUGCUGUAGAAUCUACUAAAUCCUUGGCCCCUCACCUGAAACCCUCCUCAUACCCCAAACACUGAGAGUGACAGAUGGGGAACGGAAGCCUGCCAGGAAUGAUUGCAGGCCUGUCAAUCACGGGGCUGUGUUCCAAGUUUCUCAGAGUAUCCAAGAAAGUAAGGCAUAGCAAGCCUCAGGUCCAUGUGUUGUGUCUCUUUCCCAUGGGAAGGCCGGAUCCUGCUAGAAUGUUUUCUGUACUUCAUAGUUCCUUACCUUUGUGUGUAUUCUGCAGAAUAUAAUGGCCGACAGCCCUCUCUCUGUGAAGCAGCCGACGGACACAGUAAUGCUGGGGAAUGCAAGGCAGGGCACCAUGGGUACCAGGGCAGACACUAUCGCUUCAUUACAGCCUUUGGGAUCCAGCCUUCUAACCAAGCGUCCCGCCAGGGAACAUAGGAAAAUGUUCUUUCCUAACAGCUAUGAUGGGAUGGUGGUGGUGGGGUAGAUAGGGAUGAGAGCGGGCAAGUGCUACCCAGAGGGGACAGCUCUGACGCAUCUUCAUCUCCGCAUCCCCAUCUCCGCAUCCUCUCCACCCACCUGCCCUUUUUGCUGCUCAGAGACUCUGCUGUCUUGGUGCUGGGGUUUGAACCAUGCCACUGCCUGCCUUCCUAUCUGUCUGUCUUGUCCAUGGAGUUAAUAACUCUUCUAAUAAAUUGCUUAGCCCUAGUAAUCCGUUAGUCCACUCUGGAACCACCCCGCGGAUCUAAAACCUCGCAGUACUGACUGGCCCAGGAAAACUCACACAGGGACUGUGGGGCUGCGGGAAACACCAGAAGAUCAAGUACGGUGACUUGUGCGUAGGGGGCGAGCACCGCGAACCGACGCGUUUGUUUGUUUCCUAACAACACCGUGCUGGAGAAAUGCACAGUGGUUAAGAGUGCACACUCCUGCUGCGGAGGACAGGAGCUCCGUUUCCGCGUAGGGCAGCUCACAACCGCCCUUACCUCAGGCUGCAGGGUGAUCUGCCGCCUUUGGCUUCCUGGCACCUGCAUUGUAGCGGAGGAACCCACAUAGACACAUGGAUUAAAGAUCAGAGAGGCCGUUUACUCGGAGGGCGUGUGACGCACCGGCGGGGCUGAGCCCGGGGCCCGCGGCCCGCGGCGGCGGAAGGAAGGAAGCGAGAGCGCAGGCCGGGCUCGGCGGAGGCUGUGCGCCCGGGGGAGGAGCCUGAGCGGCCGAGCGGCGGGGCGCAGCGGCCCAGCCAUGUCGGCCGAGGAGAUGGUGCAGAUCCGCCUGGAAGACCGCUGCUACCCGGUGAGCAAGAGCAAGCUGAUCGAACAGAGCGACUACUUCCGCGCGCUCUACCGCUCCGGCAUGCGCGAGGCCGUGCGGCCCGAGGUGGGCCCGGAGGUGCAGCAGCUGCGCGGCCUGAGCGCUCCGGGCCUGCGGCUGGUGCUGGACUUCAUCAACGCGGGCGGCGCGCGCGAGGGCUGGGGCCUGAGCGAGGACGAGCUGGCCGAGGCUAGUGUGCUGUCCGAGAUGGUGGAGGCCGCGUCCUUUCUGCAGGUCACGGCGCUUCUGCGCUUGCUGCUGUCGCACGUGCGUCUGGGCAACUGCCUGGAGCUGUACCGCCUGGCGCAGGUGUACGGACUGCCCGACCUGCAGGACGCCUGCCUGCGCUUCAUGGUGCUGCGCUUCCACCAGGUGCUGUGUCAGCCGCAAUUCCCGCUACUGUUGUCGCCGCCGCAGGCCCCCGGGGACUGCAGCCUGAAGCAGAGGCUGAGGGAGGCCCGCAUGCGCGGGACCCCGGUCCUGGUGGCCCUGGGGGACUUCCUCGGGGGACCCCUUGCCCCGCACCCGUAUCAGGGGGAACCCCCGUCCAUGCUUAGGUACGAGGAGACCACGGAGCGCUGGUUCCCCCUGGCCAACAACCUGCCCCCCGACCUGGUGAACGUCAGGGGCUACGGCUCAGCCAUUUUGGACAACUACCUCUUCAUCGUGGGUGGUUACAGGAUCACCAGCCAGGAGAUCUCUGCCGCACACUCCUACAAUCCCAUCACCAACGAGUGGCUGCAGGUGGCCUCCAUGAACCAGAAGCGAUCGCAACAUGAACAUCCUGCAGUACUGCCCCUCCGCCGACCUCUGGACGCUGUUUGAGACCUGUGACGUCCAUAUCCGCAAGCAGCAGAUGGUGUCCGUGGAGGAGACCAUCUACAUCGUGGGUGGGUGUCUCCAUGAACUGGGGCCCAACCGCAGGAGCAGCCAGAGUGAGGACAUGCUCACCGUGCAGUCCUACAACACAGUCACGCGUCAGUGGCUCUACCUGAAGGAGAACACGUCCAAAUCGGGCCUGAACUUGACAUGCGCACUGCACAAUGACGGCAUCUACAUUAUGAGCAGGGACGUCACCCUGUCCACCAGCUUGGAGCACCGAGUGUUUCUCAAGUACAACAUCUUUGCUGACAGCUGGGAAGCCUUCCGGCGGUUCCCAGCUUUCGGACAUAACUUGUUGAUUUCCUCUCUCUAUCUGCCCAAUAAAGCAGAGACCUGACUGAUUCAACGGUAUUUAAAAGAAAAGUCUGGUUCAAGGGGGAAAAAGCAAGCCUUUGAAGUCCUGACUCCUGAAGGGACAGAGCGGGCUAACGUAGGUCACGUAUGUAGGCGGCUCAGCUGUAAAUAAGCUUUCUUGAACUAAUUACUUGAAAACUUGGGGUGAAGAGACCAACCCUAUUUUUUCCAGAUUAUUAUUAUUAUUAUUAUUAUUUUGUAUCAUGGGAACAAAUAUCAUGAUAUUCAUCCAAACCUAACAGUCUUGGACCAACAGCUAAAACCCACCAUUAAAAAGUAGACUGCUAGGGUCUGCUUUGUACGGGCCAAGGUCAGUAGCUAACCUGUUAGUAAUGGUUUUGUUUUGUGUUUUUUUCCUGCUGGGAAUGGAAUCCAGGGCCUCAUGGUAGUCCUGGAAAAGAUGACAUUAAAAAUGCCCUUUCUUCAGGUCACCUGAGAUCUCCUCAGAAGGGACAUUCCUUUUGGCGAUCGGUUUAUUUGACAAGCAUUAGGAUCCGUCACCUCCUUAGCUUCCGACUCCCUUGUCACCCUGUCUCUCUGGGCAGGCAUUUUAUCUUAUAUUUGUUUUCAGAAACGCUAACAGGUGUGUACAACCUUUUGAUAUUUAGAAAUCAUAUUAUCAUUUAUAAACCUUUAAAGAAGUCUCUUCAUGUUCUAAGUAAGUACCUGAUGUUGUGUUGGCUGCUUCGUAGCUGUCCUUGGGGCCCACAAGCUAUGGCUGCCUUGCCUGCUACAAGGAUAGAGGCAGCCAGAGCAUCCACAUAAGCAGCCAGAGCAUCCACAAACGUGGAUAAACACGUUCUCAGCCACUUUCCCAGUCUUUGUGCAAUUGAAAAUGCUGUCUAAAGUAGACUAGUGAACCUCUUAUGUCAUGUGUGGCAAAUGAGGGUCUGUGUGGGUCACCACAGCUGCAUUGUGAGGACUUUGUUUUUAGAAGAUUGCUAUAAACACUAUAAAUUGAGUCUUAGAUGAGGAGGAGGACCACAUGAGGAAAGAUGCCUUUAGGAGUUAUUUUAAUUGAAUGUAUUUAACCUAGUUCUUGUUUUAAGACAGAAAUCAAAACCAAACCAAACCAACGUUUGCACAUUUACUUAGGUUUUCUCCUAGCUUGAUCUUAGCCUUAGAUGUUCAGCCGUGUUUUGCCUUUUUAAGGGAAGGAUGGCUGUAGCUGAUGUGUGCUAGAAAGCAGGGGAGAUGUCCUUUACAGACAUGGGAAGGCCUCUGCUGGCCUUUCUGACUUGAGGUGAGGUGCUGGCUUCAGAGCUCUCAUGCCAACAACGGUGCAUAACUUAAGGACCUGCCAAUCAUGGGUCUGUGUUUCUUAAAAGACUCAAGGACCUACUUAGCACGCAUGAGAGGCCCCAGGUUUAAUCUCCGGCACUUACAGCAACAGCAACAAGGUCCUCACCUACAGGAAUUUUGAUUGAAGAGAAUUUGCUGCAACCAGCUGCUAUCUUGUAAUAGAGUUGGCUAAAGGGACCGGACUCCAUCUCCACACCAGCAGCGGGCUGCCGCCUUGCACAUUAAAGAAAGCUCCACAGAGAACCAAGAGCUACAGGCAGAUUCUUCCUGGUUCCUUGCACAGCUGCUUUCCUGGUAGCUGGCCAUGGGAGAGGGAAGCUGACCCCUAGUAGGUCUUCAGUGUUAAUGAGGGAGUCACUUCAGAGUUUCUUUGCAGCCAUGCCUCUAAUACAGCUUUAGAGCCUCGUUAUAAAACUCUUCUUUGCACAGUGGUUUAGAAUCUCUGCUAGUCUUUAUUUGGGACAUGGUGACAAUUCUUAGUGUCUUGUCAUGAAAUCUACCAAUAUCCAAUCAACCUGCUUAUAAUGUCAUUGGAAGCUUACAGGCCAUUUCCAGCCACAUCUGUUUUCAAACACUAAGUCUGUUUUUCUUACUCCCACCCCCUUUUUUUCCCUCUCUAAGACAGGGUAUUGCCUUACAAUCCAGGAUAACUCCAAACUGGAGACUCUCACCUCAGCCUCUUGCUUCUGUGCCUGUCUUUAUGUAUUACUUUUAAAAUUGUUUUGCUGGGCUCUUUUCAAAUAACAAAAAACUCUGAGCUAAAAUCUUCACCAAAAUGGUACUUAUAUAAUAGAUUUAAUUUAUAUUCACUUUAGAAUUGAAUUUUGGAGGAGUCUAUAAUUUCAUUACUGCACUUUAAAGUCUAAUUUAUGUUUGUUGUUAUGGCUCUUCAUUUUUAUGCAGCCUAGUCCUGAAUAUUCAGAGGAAACUGGCAGAUGAAUUAGCAAUGGACAAAGAUGGGCAAUUAUCUUGUGAAAAUACAGAUCUUAAAAGCCCAUCAUGGCAUCUACCUGUUGACUUGUUCUCUUCCUGAUGGCCAUCUUUGGACAUAUUUCCUAAUGCCAGCAACUAGAUUCUUGGACCAAAUGAAGUUCUAACACUGACAUCCACAAAGCUCUCACCCCAGGCUUAACAUGUAGCCUGUGUGCAGUAUAUGGCUCUGGGGUUUAGAUGCACAGACUCCCAGCAGAAGUUUGUUGUUCUUGCUGUCAUCUAUGCUUGGAGAAGAGAGUCAUGUCAUAGAACUGGGAGGGUUUUAUGACAUCUGUCUGCCUGUGCCCUUUCUGAGCAUUCUGAGAGCACUUGGAGUUCAGCUGGUGCCGACUGCAGACUUCGCCAGGAUGAUAGUGUUCCUUUGGAAACCUUCCCUUCCUCAGACAACUCCUUAUGCGAUACUUCGUAUUUCUUUCCAUUCUCUGUUGCCUUACUCCCCCUACCACCAGCUUCUGAGGGGUUCUAGCUCCCACUGUGUAGCAGGAAGUGUCUGGGAGUACCCCCAAGGGAGCUUCCUGUCAAGUGUGCACUCCUACUCCGGGAGGCUUCUCCCCUUGGCACCAGAAAGGUUCUGAGAUGAUUGUGUGAGAAUCUCUAACUUCUGCGAUCUGAGCUAGGACAUAUUGUCAAAGAACCUACAAGGUGGGGGAUGCUGGCAAGAAACGCAUACGGCUUAGGAUUAAGCAUGAAACCAAAGAGACCUUGACCCUGCUGUGUUCUGUUGUUUCUAACGCCAAGAACCCAAGCAAACUUAAAUGCCUUAGGUUUCCGUUCAAGCAGAGGGAAGGCGAGGAUACUGUAGCUCUAUACUGGGAGAACAGAGGAAAAUGUUUCUUUUUAAUAAAUAGUUGUUUAUAGACUAUUAGAGGAGCAGUCCUCAUAAUUCCAGGGAAAGUUAUAAGCCUGUUUGGCCAAAGAGGUAAAUAGAAGGGGCCCUGAUGUCUUUGUCAAGGUGUUGGGUGAGCUUAGCUUAGCACUGCUGACGUGAGGGGCUGCAGGACAAAGGGAUCAUGCUGAAGGCUGUCUUGACCUUACCCAGGAGUACGGGGUCUGUGUGUACACUCGCUCUGUCAGGGUUUGCACUUAGGAGACCUGUCAAUCAGUGCUACCAGACAUCCUGCCAGCCUACCAGAGUGAAGUGAAUGCCAGUUCCUGCCCCUGCCUCCGAGAUAGUCAGUAUGAAGGGAGCUGUGAUCUCUGGAAGUAGUGAGCUACAUCAAUUCCAUUCCUUGGUGACCAGAAACAUUAAGUGUUGGUGUGAGACAGAGCCUAGCCUGGGGACACUGACUGAGCCACUGUCCCUGGGACAAUGUGCUCUCAUUUCAGCCAUGGUGUAGUCAGAGAUGCCCACUUUAGUCAGGCACACUGGGCCCACUGCCCACUGCCUUGUGAUUCAGUAAUAACCAUGGGAGCUUGUUUGCCCUUAAAUCUGAACAUCAUAUCCCAUGUUUCAGGUUUUUUUUUUUUUUACUGUGUGUUUUUUCUUUUUUUUUCUUUUAAAGUUAACUACUUUUUAUAAUCCUUGCACUUCGCAGUUUGUGAAAACACAGAAAUGAUGUGGAAUGUGUUUUACUUAGAACUCACUCAGCACUGUAGCCCCGCAGAUGGUUCUAAUGAAGGAGGAAGAAGAGAAGGUGAAGAUUUGGCACGAGUAAGCUCAGCGCUGGUACGUUUACGCCUUUGCCUUUAAAACAUUCCCGUGGAAGAACUCAGCAAUGCUCCCUUGGAUACUUUAUCACGGAGGAUGGUUGAGUUCGCCUUGCUGAUGACUGUCGAGUGGUUUCCACCUUAGGUUUAGUACACGUGUUUGCUUUUCACUUUCGUUAGUUUGGAAACACAACAGGAAAUACAUAGUGACUGCCAGCUGCCACUUGACAUAGCCAUAUUCACCCAUUCCUACAGGAAGCCCGUGAAAUGAAAAAGAGGGUCCAUUCCGUAGAGCCCAGGGUGCUCAGUGUUUCCGUAGGGCUGGUUGGUGCUUUCCAUAGCUUGUUACUGGCAAAGCAAAGGAAAAUGUGAUUUGUUGUAUCACUUCAGGGUGCGACAUUUCUCUGUCCCUCCAGUGUUUUCUUACCUAGUUAUUUUUAUGGAAAAGAAUAACCCUCAAGUUACAUUCUGUUAUGACUGACACUUUCUUUGUUUGAAAUAUUGUACUGAGUCUGUAGUUUGGAGUGUGGCAUAAACACACACAUCAGCAUUGUCGCAUAUCUAUAGCCGUGUUUGUACAUUUGACACCUGUGAACCACAGAGCUGUGUUCAUUUUUUUUUUUUUUUGGACUAUGGAAUGAAAUGCCUUUAAAUAAAAGAGUUCUCAAUCAGC
This is a messenger RNA of Mus musculus (house mouse), 8167 nucleotides long. RefSeq names its product kelch-like 42 (gene Klhl42). NCBI's taxonomy places the organism in Eukaryota, Metazoa, Chordata, Mammalia, Rodentia, Muridae. Bases 2248 to 3141 code for a protein of 297 amino acids. Gene Ontology annotation, molecular function: ubiquitin-protein transferase activity. The transcript is spliced from 2 exons. The record is from RefSeq and is a predicted model, not a curated record. Gene Ontology annotation, cellular component: cytoplasm; spindle; Cul3-RING ubiquitin ligase complex. Gene Ontology annotation, biological process: regulation of microtubule-based process; proteasome-mediated ubiquitin-dependent protein catabolic process; protein polyubiquitination.